AUGGCCACCGAGGGAAGAAGAACUGCGGCUGUCUCAGUCAUCCGCGACAUUGAGCGCCUCAUCGCUGCCGACCCCGGGAAGAGGGGUAUCGGGCCGUUGGCGAUUGAGGGAGAGCUGCAUCGUGCCGCUACCGCCCUCUACGCCGGCGACGUCCGGCACGUGGGCAUCACCACCGGAUUCUACAUCCUCAGUGCCGGAGUCCCCGAAACUGACGGGCCGUUGGGUGCUCUCGCCAU
Molecule: messenger RNA, 236 nt
Organism: Acanthamoeba castellanii str. Neff
Lineage: Eukaryota; Discosea; Longamoebia; Acanthamoebidae
Exons: 3
Source: RefSeq, a predicted model, not a curated record